Molecule: messenger RNA, 312 nt
Organism: Diuraphis noxia (Russian wheat aphid)
Lineage: Eukaryota; Metazoa; Arthropoda; Insecta; Hemiptera; Aphididae
Cellular component (GO): membrane
Source: RefSeq, a predicted model, not a curated record
AUGACAUAUAAUUUGUGUGCCAUGGCAGGUCGCAAGAAGAAAGACAAGGCCAUUCAACAGGCCAUAAUGAUAGCCGCCAUGAUGGCUGCCAGCGUCAUAGGCCCUAUGGCGAUAAAAAUCAUCAUACUGAUGGCCGGCAAGGCGCUGUUACUGAGCAAAAUAGCCUUGCUUCUUUCCGGUAUGAUGAUGCUCAAGAAACUGUCCCAACCGCAACAGAUAAACCGACACGACACCGAGUUUCCGGCUUCCGGCCACUAUUAUGACCCCAGCAUCGACGCCCAACACGUGGCGUACUCGAGUCAAAUUCAAUAG